Messenger RNA from Fimicolochytrium jonesii, 1677 nucleotides. Its product is annotated as peptidase M24, structural domain-containing protein. The transcript is spliced from 7 exons. The record is from RefSeq and is a predicted model, not a curated record. Lineage: Eukaryota; Fungi; Chytridiomycota; Chytridiomycetes; Spizellomycetales; Powellomycetaceae. Gene Ontology annotation, cellular component: mitochondrion. Gene Ontology annotation, molecular function: manganese ion binding; metalloaminopeptidase activity. Bases 1 to 1542 code for a protein of 513 amino acids.
AUGCCCCCACCCGCCCCCCACCGUCUCCCCACCCUCACCACCCUCCUCACCGCCGCGUCACGACACCCGCCAUGCCGCACCCUCCGCCCCCGCCCGGCGCCCUCAUCACCCUCCCCACGCCGGCUAACCACCCCCGCCUCCAAAAUCGGCCAACCGACGCCGGACACGCAUCCGCAUCUCCUCAAACCGGGUGAAGUGACGCGGGGGAUACAGGGGACGGAAUACGCGGCGCGGCGUGCGCGACUUGUGAGUGGGCUGCCCGACGGCAGUGUGGUGGUGGUCGCGGGGUAUGGGUUGCGGUAUGCGACGCAGGGGAUCUUUUACCCGUUUCAUCAGAACACGGACCUGUUCUAUCUGUGUGGGGUGAACGAGCCGGAUUGUGCGUUGGUGCUGGAGAAAACGACGGGGGCGGGUUACAAGAUGAUCUUGUUUGUGAAGCCGACGGACGCGCAUCGGGUCGUGUGGGACGGGCCGCGGGCGGGGUUGGAGGGCGCCGUGGGGUUCUUUGGGGCUACCGAGGCACGCUCAAUCGACACAUUCCAAUCUUACCUAACCACCCUCACCUCCCCGACCGCCACCCGGCCCGUCUACACCGACCUUCCCCUGCACGGGCCCGCCGAAUCCAUCCUCAACAACACCGCCAAACCAGACCCCAGCACAACCAGCUACGCCUUCCCGCCCCGCGCAUCAACCCCCCACCCCAAACCCAACAUACACCCCCUCGCCCCGCACCUCACCCCGCACCGCCUCCUCAAAUCCCGCGCAGAAACAGCCCUCCUCACCACCGCCUCCACCAUCACCUCCAGCGCCUUCAAAGCCAUGAUGCGCGAAACCCCCCUCCCCAACACGGCAGAAAGCGACCUGUGGGCCCUCGCGGAGUACACGGCGCGGCGCGCAGGCGCGAGCGGGCUGGCGUAUGUGCCGGUGGUCGCCGGGGGCGUGAACAGCCUGACGAUCCAUUAUGUGGUCAAUGAUCAGCGGUUGCGACAGGGGGACUUGGUGUUGGUCGAUGCGGGCGCGGAAUACGCCUCCUACUGCGCCGACGUAACGCGCACCUGGCCCACCAGCGGGGUCUUCACCGCCCCGCAACGGCAGCUCUACGAGGCCGUGCUGAGAGUUCAGAAGCAGUGUGUCGCCAAAUGCACCGUGGAGAGCCGGACGAGCCUGGACGCGAUCCAGCGCGAGUGUUGGGACGCGUUGAGGGUGGAGGUGCAGAAGGUGCUCGGGAGGGCCGUGGGUGUGAGGGAAAUGAACACCCUCUACCCUCACCACGUCGGGCACUACCUCGGUCUGGACGUGCACGACACCUUCUCCGUCUCGCGCUCGACGCCGCUGCAGGCCGGGAUGGUGCUCACCAUCGAGCCCGGGCUGUACAUCCCCGACACGGCCGCGUACCCGCCGGGGUUGCGCGGGGUGGGUGUGCGGAUUGAGGAUGAUGUGCUUGUCGGGGGGAGGGAGGAGGGGUGGGCGGCUGUGGUGUUGAGUGGCGGGGCGCCGAAGGAGGUGCGGGAUGUGGAGGAUUGUGUGAGGGGGGUUCUGUAGACGUGCGGCUGCUUCUUUGCGCAGUGUGAGAUAACCCUGGCGUAUGACCUGUUGAUUGUACUGUAUGUGCCAUGUGUGUAUAUGUAGUAAUUGUUUAGAUAUAGAGAACUCUAGCCGGUGAAGAUGAUAUAGAGC